Molecule: messenger RNA, 2686 nt
Organism: Bombus pyrosoma
Lineage: Eukaryota; Metazoa; Arthropoda; Insecta; Hymenoptera; Apidae
Product: protein CDV3 homolog
Exons: 4
Coding region: 484-1215 (243 amino acids)
Cellular component (GO): cytoplasm
Source: RefSeq, a predicted model, not a curated record
AACGGUGCACGUCGUAUACAUUAACCGUGGAUCAAUUAACCUGUAUAUAAGUUACAUUUUUAGUACAUAUUACCCCUUUCUACGAUUUCUCAAGUCCCAGUUUUAAUUCGUUAGGUAACCCUUGAAUUUUUUUGUGUUGGUCUUCUGCUAGACAGUCAGCGCCACAUAUUCAUCGCCGAGAAAAGUAUUUCUCAGUAUUUUAUGAAGUUAAAACGAUAUACAGCAUUAAAAAGGUUAUAUUAUCGAUUUCUAUGAUUUCUUCGCGUAUUUUUUACGGUGUAAAUCAGUUCUUGGAAAAGUUGAGACCGUAUUUGGAAAUUCUAUUGACUUCGAAGCGAUUGCCUGACUUCCGGCCAAGACAAGCCCAUGUGGACUGCAGCAGCGGUGCCUCCGAUCAUUUCGUGCUGAGGCUGUCCCUCGUGUUUCUGUGAAAAAAACUUGUCCGACGAAUAAUCACGCGUGCAUCGCGUAAGUCAUCGCAGCAUGGCUGAUUUGGAUGAUUUCUUUGCGAAAAAAGAUCGUAAAAAAGCGAAGGGGAAGAAAUUCACAACUACGGAGGAGAUAGCAAAGAAAUUGGAAGAAACGGGCAAACGGUUGGGGAAGAAAUCAAAAGAUAAACCAGUGAACCCGGAGGGGGAAGAAACUCAACAAACCGAGGAUGAAGAUGAGUGGAGAGAGUUUGAAGAAGAGAAAAAAGACUAUACUGGCUUGAAGAUUGGAAACCUGACAAUGAACGAAUCCAUAGAUGCAGAAUCUGAUGAUGAAAAAGGUACAGGAGACAUUAGUUCGGAUGGAGAAUCAGGUGAAGGUGGUACCAAACAUUCAGGACCCUGGAAAAAGCCAGAGCUCCCUCCACAACCAGAACCAGCACCAGAAACAGCACCACCACCUCCACCACCUGUUACUUCAGGAAGUAGUUAUAAGCCUCCACACUUAAGGAAUAUCCAAACAGUAGCUGCUAGUCCUAGACAACGAGCAAAAAAUAUUGCGCCGGACAUACAUAGUGAAGAAUAUUUCCCAACGUUGAACUCCAAGCAGCAGCAAAGCAACGAACCCAGCGGACCAUGGGGCAGACGGAAACGAGACGAAGGUACGUUUGAAGAAGUGCGUAAUCGAGGGGGAAGUAGAUCAUAUAGCGUACAGGAUGCGCAAGCUCAAGCGCCGAAGCUCUCUCUGGGUAACAAAUAUGGUGCCCUAUCGCAAGAUCAAAGCUGAAAUCAUCUCUGACUUGAUCGAAUGACAAACACAGUCAUUAUUACGUCAUCGCCUCUCUCCGUUUCGUGGCCCAGUUACGCUAUUAAAUAUGUUUUCUAGGAUAUAGAACACACGACGGAACGCGUACGAGUAGGAUGCAUGAUCGAUUCACGUACCGUGCUCUAGCUUUCGAAAAGCCAGACGUUGAUUAAGAAAACAAAACCGGGAAAAGAAAAGAAAUCCUAUUUCGUUCAAUAGGAGACCCCGCCUGCUAUCGUGAAACCGGAUGUACCAUUUCUUUCGCGAAAACGUGAUUCGUGCUUACGAUGAAUUUCGUGAAGAAACGCGAACGUUUAUUUUUUCAUACGAAGAGAACAUGCUCAAAACACACAUAUAUACACAUUUAGCAUCAGUUUUAUAUUUAAUUUUUUAAUUUACAUACUAGAAAGAUGAAAGAUGUUUAACGAGAGAUGAUGGGGGCAGUAGAGAAAAGUCGCGAGUUUGCAUAACGAACCGGAAAUCGAGAUAGAACUCUCGUAGCGCAAAAACGGUGUUGAACUUCGCGAUUAAUCACGUAAGGCACUCAUGUGGUCGCUGUAUUUUUACACGGUGCUGCUGUUUUCAUUUAGCGUGCUUGCAUUCGCGUUAGUCAAUCGAUCACCUUCGAAACGUCUCGGGAAUAUAGAUUAAAAACACUUGGAUACUCGAACGUGACAUCGUUUUAACGCAGGAAGGACUAUAUUAUAUUAUUACGUGUGCAUUGUAUAAAGAAGGAAAGUCGAUCAGUCCUAAUCGGGCUUUGUCUUUUCGAGUAAUAGUUUCGCUCAACGGCAACGUACGUCAACGAACACAAAAGUUUAGAUGAAUUAAGAUAUAUGUGGAUAAAUAUAUAUACAUAAUAAUUACAUGGAAAUAAUUGAACUCGGGGGCUGGGCUUUGGAACGGUGCAGAAAUACUGCUAUACAUGUCAAUACGAAAGAAUUGCACGAAGGAAAGAAAACAGAGAGAACAUAUACACAAAGUAUAAUGAAAUCGGAUAAGUUUAAUUCGUGGAAACUCAAAACAUAUACAGAAGUAAUACAGAAAGAAGAGACACGCACGCGUGAACGAACAUACAAUAUAAAAUAACAGGAGACGUAUCUACGUUUUUGUUGAUACUUGUUUAAUUAGUUUUGUUGAUUUAGGGACUUCUUUUGCGAAAAAGAAAUGAAAACAGGGGAGAGGUUGUACGGAAAGAAAAGAAAGAGAAGAAGUUGUAGAAUUUCUCCUAUGUGAUAUCAGGAAUUCGGGGUGCUAGCGCUGUUAUUUUUUGAUGGUGAACAAAAAAUGAGAAACAAAUAGAAGAGAAAAAUCUAACUCGAAGAAGCAAAAUGGAGAAAGUGAGCCAUACACACAGAAUCGCAGAAAAGAAAGAAAUGGAGCCUUGUAUAGUGAGCUAUAAGAAGAAAAAAAAGGAUGUGAUUAUUUAUAAUAAAUUUCCUAGGACAACUUA